This is a messenger RNA of Sclerotinia borealis F-4128, 1353 nucleotides long. NCBI's taxonomy places the organism in Eukaryota, Fungi, Ascomycota, Leotiomycetes, Helotiales, Sclerotiniaceae. The record is from the annotation of a GenBank genome assembly.
AUGAAUACUACAGCAUAUGCUUCACCACCUCGCGAUAUGCAUCCUCGAUCAACCAUGCCAAGCCUUCACGAUACAGCAUAUCGACCAGGUAUUCCUCAUCAAGGAGCUCCGUACUCGAUGCCUCACACAAUGGCAUCUCAACAUUCACAAAUUCCGGCUUACGAACAAUAUAAUAAUUCCCUUCCCGCUUCACGUCCUCCUCCAACAGAACAUUUGCCAUCUUCAGAGGCGGUGUCGGCUUUUUCUAUUGGACUUCCAGGUCAAGACCCAUCGCCUCGGUCUAUUACUGUAGAUGGGAGAAAAUACACAUUGGAAGUACAACAACAACCCAAACGAGCUCGAAUGUGUGGAUUUGGAGAUAAGGAUCGUCGGCCUAUCACUCCUCCUCCAUGUGUUAAACUCACUAUCACAGAAAUCGCCACUGGAAAAGAGGUAGAUGUCAACAACAUCGAGCAUGGGAUGUUUGUGCUUAACGUGGACUUGUGGUCAGCGGACGGCGACCGACCAGUCAACCUUGUUCGACACUCACAAACUUCGCCGUCAAUCUCAGCGACCGUUCCAGUAUCUUAUACACAACUACAAGGAGGUGCAACUGCGUACUCGAACCUACUGCCCGGUCAAAGUCAACGAGAACCUACCAGCCCACCAUAUGGCAAUGCGCUACCGUAUCAAGGGGCCGGCUUCAAUCCGUUUCCAGGGCCACCACAGGUGAGCCCAUACGCGCAACAGCAAGCUGGACAACAAGCGGGAUAUGGUGGUAACCCAAACUAUCCACCUCCAAAUGGAUAUCAAGUAUCUCAACAGUCAAACUAUUAUUAUCCGCAACCAUCCCAACCCGUCCCAAGCCACAAUAACCAAGAUCCUUACCCCCCUCGUCCGUAUACCCCACAAGAUCUCGGCAUGAGUCGCAUGCCCAUAAGCCAGACCAAUCCUCCACAAGGCAUGUUCACCCGCAAUCUCAUUGGCAGUUUAUCGGCCUCCGCAUUCCGUCUCACAGACCCGGAUGACCGAAUCGGGAUCUGGUUUGUGCUUCAAGAUCUUUCCGUCCGAACCGAGGGUGAUUUCCGCCUUCGCUUUUCAUUCGUCAAUGUCGGUGUUCCUUCGCCACCACAGAAUAACGCCAACUCAUCGUGUUCUGUGAAUACUGGAAAGGCCCCCGUGCUUGCUUCAUGUUUUUCAGACGUCUUCAAAGUUUACUCGGCAAAGAAAUUCCCUGGAGUAGUAGAAAGCACACCAUUAAGUAAAUGUUUUGCAACACAAGGUAUUAAAAUUCCAAUCCGAAAGGAUGGCAAGGAUGGACCAGGAAAAGGAGGAAAAGAUGGGAGCCGAGGCGACGAUGAUGACGACUAUUAG